AUGUCUACUGCCAAGUUCCAGUCUCCAUCCUACAGACUCUUCGAGCCGGGCUUUCUACCCAACAAGACCAUCAUUGUCGACGUCGACGACGAGUUUGGGUCACCAGAAACCCUGACUCUUAGAUACGAGGAAGCUGUUCAGGCAGCACAAAGGGGGGAUCCAAACCGGGACUCCCCACCGAGCGAUUUCAACAUGGCUGCCUACAGCAAAGCUCAACUGCCGUCCUUGAAUGGCUACGAUGCCACACGAUACCAGGAUGCGGCUGCCGCCUUUGAGCCGUACCCUGCUCAGUCAUUCUCAACCCAGCAGACGGAAAAGUUUGCCCAGAUGAACCAGCAGUCGUUUGCAAAUAACAACAACGUAGCUCAUUACAUGUCGACGGGACCCACUGUGGUCUCUCUUCAUCCUACCUCUGGAGUCUGUGGAACCACUGUCAGCCUGAAGAUCUCGUCUCAAGAUGACCUCUUUAGCCUAUCUUCUACACAGCCAUCCGUCAUGUUUGGAACGACAAAAUACGUCGUGGAUCUUAUACGCGAUGUCCAGGAUAACAGUGGCUUCGUUUACUCUUGCAGCGUUGAUGCCCCGCCGUCAGGUGGUAAUAACAACGUGCCGCUGUCACUUGUUAUCGACAGCCCUGCGGGAGUAGAGAUCUCGCGGACCAUGGCAGGGACUUUCCACUACUUGGAAGGGUCCGUGGAUGACAUCACGCGCACAGACAAGUUGCCCAAAGAUGACACCACGACACCUGCCGCCGAGAUGGAUCAGGCGAGUCCCUCACCGAAGACCGAGGCACCGUCUUCAGCGGCUACAAAUACGUAUGAAUACCCGCCAACGCAAGGCCAAUACGGCAACGCAUUCGCCACGGGCAACACCGACAUGAUCACCACAUACCGAACAACUAGCUUUACCGACCCGCACUACCAUCACCACCACCGGCGCUCUCACCAGGGAUGGACCGGGGGUGCGUAUGGAAGUACUACUCUGGCGGCGGUGGGGAGGAGCUCGUCCACGUUUGAUCCCAUUUCGAUAUCCGGGAGAUCUACCGGACACCAUCUUCCCAUACCGUCAUCAGGGAGCAGCGGAGCGCCUCAGCUAGUGCGCACUAGCACCAUUACCAACAGCAGUGGAAACGGUUCCUACCAUUCCAUGUCUCUGUACACCCCCAAGGCGGUUCUGAACAUUCGCGGCAAGCUCUCUGAGAUGGCCAGGGACUGGAACCAAGAGGAAUGGGAAAACCGCCGUCGCAUCGUCAUGUUCAAAAAGACUCAAAACGGAGCAGUCUUGAACGUGAGCUUCAAGGCCGUUGCUGUCAACGAAAGACCCUCCAACAGCAUCUGCAUCUCGUGCAUCUGGUGGGCAGAGAAGUCUGAAUGCUAUGUCACUUCCGUCGAUACCAUUCAUCUCCUUGAGCAGCUUGUCGCUGCGCCAAACCGAUUCAGCGUCGAGGAAAAGAACCGCAUCCGCCGCAAUCUCGAGGGAUUCCACCCCUCCACCGUCUCCAAGGCCAAGCCAGAUAGCGAAGAGUUCUUCAAGAUCAUUAUGGCUUUUCCUCACCCCAAGCCUCGAAACAUUGAGAAAGAUGUCAAGGUAUUCCCUUGGACAGCCCUCGAGCCAGCACUCAAGAAGAUUAUCAGCAAAUACAGUGCCAGCCCUAGCAGCAUUCUCCCACCUGCCACGAGCACGUCGUCAUACGCCACAUUGCCCACGCCGCCUAGUCACCACGGCAUCGGGUCACAGCAUGGCCUCUCUUCACAGCAUGCAGACCACAGCCAAUAUCCGCUGCACUCUGCCUACGGCUCGGCUCAUCACGAAGCAAUUCCGUCGCCUCGCUCACAGGCGUCUUGGGCGCCAUACUCGAGCGCGGCUCGGGGUCUUAGUCCCACGCUUCGCAACCAUCACAGCCCUCAACAGUCGUCUUCCAUGCGUAUCAACACCAGUACGGCACAGCUGCCUGCCGUCUCGGCCUACGACACCAGAGGAGUUGCAGCGAGUCCUUAUGGCAGCACCGGUUUACACACGCCGAUCAGCCACCAUCCUGCAACUGCAACGCCUCCCCGGUGGGAUACCACGCCCGCGGCCUAUCCCGACAGUGGCUAUCCAGGCCUCACUUCGCAGCAACCGCCGGGUGCAUCAUCGGUCUAUAGCACCGCUGCAUAUGGAGAACCCUCGCACAGAGCGUAA
Molecule: messenger RNA, 2181 nt
Organism: Trichoderma virens Gv29-8
Lineage: Eukaryota; Fungi; Ascomycota; Sordariomycetes; Hypocreales; Hypocreaceae
Exons: 3
Coding region: 1-2181 (726 amino acids)
Cellular component (GO): nucleus
Source: RefSeq, a predicted model, not a curated record